Cladocopium goreaui is the source of this 810-nucleotide messenger RNA. Lineage: Eukaryota; Dinophyceae; Suessiales; Symbiodiniaceae. The record is from the annotation of a GenBank genome assembly.
AUGGUGCGGUUCAAUAAGGCCAAGGCUUCCAGUGCGGCUGGUGGAAGUGCUGCUGCAGUGCCCGAGAAAAAGAAGGAGGUGAUGGGUCUAGCCGAAUUGACCAGCAUGAGGCCUCUGCCUUUGGGGACUGUGUGCAGCGUUGGUCGCGUGAUCUAUGUGUUUGGCUUCACUCCUGGUCGUUAUCCAGGCUUCAAGUUUGCGAUCUCGGGCAAGCGUGUUGAGGGCAAGGACUCAGUGGUGACCGCCCUUGUAAAGGUGAACAUCACACCGAACCCGUUGCCCAAGCUCGAUGAUGUGAUCAUGCUGAAUGACAUCGAGGUGCGCGAAGCAUGGCGUAACCCGCAGAAGAUCAUUCCGGAGAGCUUGGUGCUGUCCGAUCUGGCUCCUGUGGAGCUGAGCGUGUCCCUUCCCGCACCGAAACGAAGGCGUGAUGCUGUGCAGUCAUCCAUUCAGAUCUUGAAGGACUAUCCGGAAACCGAGGCAUAUCCGACUGCAAGUUUCGAUGUGUUGGAGCUGACAGACAUUCCGGCCAUGGAGUGCUAUGUGUGCUGUGCUUUCCGCAUCGUUGAGGUCGGACCGAUAUCAGGUGAGAACGGAAAGGCGAAACGGCAGUUGCGGGUUGGCAGCGUGGAUGCAUCGUCGUCGGCGGGUGGCUUGGCUUCGUGUGCUUGGUAUGCCUGUUCAAUAUCUUUUGGGGCCUUGGGUGAUGAUUUUGUGAAUGUGGCUGGGGGUUGCCCUUUAUGUAUGGUUUGGGGGUACCAUGGUAUAACAGACAAACCCAUAUCCAUAAAUCAGCAUUGCAUUUGCUAG